UUGUCUAACACUCAAAACCUCGUCAAUUUAGACUAGAAAUUGGAAAUUUAUACCUUUGUGAGAAAAUUAAUGGAUAGAUUUGAACACCUAUAACACAAUUAAGUCUAUCGUUUUAUCUGAAAACGUAAUGUAUGUUAAAAAGUAAUUUAUUAAGAAUUAUUUGUACAAUAAAUUGUGAUUUAAAAAAAUAUGAUAGUCACUGCAGAAAUGUCUGCUAAAGAAUUUAUUAAUGACUAUAAGGAGAAUUACGGCAAAGUUAGAAAAUUACUAGAUGAAGACAGUAAAAAUGAUCCGGAAAAUGAACCAUAUUCGUCAAAAUAUAAGGCUAGAGAUAUAUUAAACAAUAUGCGCGAUGCAUUGAGUAAUGUUUCUGAAUCUGAAACAAAUUUGAACAAAGUUAAACUCGAUGCAAUGUUAGGGGUAGUACUUUUAAACAUAGGAAUUAUAGACAUGGAAACCGAGGAGCUGACUGCUAGUGAGAAAGUAUUGAAAGAAGCAGAAGAUCUUUUGAUUCCAAAUUCUCUAAAGCCGGAAAUCGUAACAACUCUCAUUAACAUUGAAAAUAAUCUCGGCAUAUUGUGGUCCAAUCGCGACGAACCAGAGGAAGCUAAACUUUUUUUACUCAAAGCAAAAACAUUUUAUGAAGACUUUAAAUGCACAUUACAAAUGCCUUUAUCAAUAGAACAAAUAAUAAGUAAUACUGGUGAAGCUGUUACAGGAGAAUUUAUGUUUUUAGAGAAAGCUCAUACAUUGUCUCUCUAUUAUUUAGCCCAAGUAUAUGGAUCAUUGAAGGAAAAUUUGAAAUCAGCAAUAUAUUGUCAUGUUACAUUAAGAAGACAGCUACAGUACUCAGACUAUGAAUCAAUUGAAUGGGCUUUAAAUUCGGCUACCUUAUCUCAGUUCUUUGCUGAGCAAAAUGGGUUUUUUCAAUCAAGACACCAUCUUUCUGCAGCUUCAACCAUACUGGAACAGUAUGAAGCAACAUUAAUGGAGUCGGAAAGUGCUGAUGAUAUUUUUUUGGCUAAAAAAGAAAUUUUUAAACAUAGAUCAGCAGAUGUAGCCAGGUGUUGGGCUAAAUACUGUCUUUUGCUAAUGACUGCUUCCAAAGCAAGACUUAUGAAUGAUGGAGAAGAGAUUAGUGAUGCAAUUACAGAUAUGUCUAAUUUGGAGCUGGAAGACAAUGAGAACAUUUGUGGUGGUGAUAUAAAAAAGUUAAUAUUCUCAGAUCUCGAUGUUACCAAAUAUGAAAAGAAAAUUGGUGACAAAUUCUUGUUGACAUACCAAGAUGCAAGAGAAGUGUUUUUAUGUUGCCAGAGUUGGUUGAACAAAGCCAAAGAAUAUUAUAAAUUAGAUACUUUAGCUUCAGACUACAUUGAGCUGGUGCAAGACAGUUCCCAAUCAUAUUGUUAUCUCGCAUUCUUCGAAGAAGAUGAUGAGAGGCGGGCAAAAAUGCAUAAACGUAGGGUGGAUAUGCUUGAAGAUUUGAUCAAAGAAAUCAACCCAACUUAUUAUCUCCAGUAUUGCCGUCAACUGUGGUACGAACUAGGUGAAGUGUAUUCAGAGAUACUAAAUAUUAAAUUAGACAAACUCAAUAAAACAAAGGAAAAACCCUCGCCACAUAUUUUAAAAAAGAUUAACAUGUUGUGUGAAAAGAGCAUUGAAAAUUAUGAUCACUUCCUGAAUUCAGUCAAAGAUAAAAAUGGAAUAAUGCCAGUUAAAUUAGAAUUUGAUGUUAUUAGGCCGGUGAUAAGUGCAUAUGCUUUUAUUGGUAGGAAUAGCAUGAAAAGAAUUGCCGUUGAUAAAAAUGUUCAAUUGACACAUGUUAGGAAAAGUUAUGAUUCAUAUCAGGCUGUUGUUGAUAUUUGUAAAAAUGACCCCGAAGCUGCUAAGAUGAUGAAAGAAGAGUACAGCUUAUGUCAAGAAAUGGUAAAUAUCUUACCAUUGAAGAUUAAAAAACUGGAAAAUGAACUGGUGGGAUUUGUUGGAUAGAAAAAAGUUAAGGUGUUACAAGCAAAUAUAAAAAAUGGUAUCAAAGAUAAACUUCAUAGUUAACCCAAACAUAAAUGCACCUUUUGUAUUAUGUAUGUAAUGUAAACAAUUGGA
Molecule: messenger RNA, 2103 nt
Organism: Vanessa atalanta (red admiral)
Lineage: Eukaryota; Metazoa; Arthropoda; Insecta; Lepidoptera; Nymphalidae
Product: KIF-binding protein-like
Exons: 2
Coding region: 190-1989 (599 amino acids)
Source: RefSeq, a predicted model, not a curated record